AUGCAGAUGGUGCUGGAGGAACGAGACCUGUGGGAAGUCGUCAGCGGCGAGAUCAAGGCGGAACAGUGCGUGACUCAGUUGGACCAAGCGGCGUACAAGAGGAAGUCAAGGAAGGUGAUGGCAGUGAUCUGUCUAGCCAUGGAAGAUUCCCAGCUACCGUUUGUCCGGUCGGCAAGUGGUGCAUGCGACGCAUGA
This is a messenger RNA of Peronospora matthiolae, 195 nucleotides long. The record is from the annotation of a GenBank genome assembly. NCBI's taxonomy places the organism in Eukaryota, Oomycota, Peronosporomycetes, Peronosporales, Peronosporaceae.